Molecule: messenger RNA, 757 nt
Organism: Chenopodium quinoa (quinoa)
Lineage: Eukaryota; Viridiplantae; Streptophyta; Magnoliopsida; Caryophyllales; Amaranthaceae
Product: V-type proton ATPase subunit e2
Exons: 4
Coding region: 229-441 (70 amino acids)
Biological process (GO): proton transmembrane transport
Cellular component (GO): proton-transporting V-type ATPase, V0 domain
Molecular function (GO): proton-transporting ATPase activity, rotational mechanism
Source: RefSeq, a predicted model, not a curated record
AAUAAAAAAUUGAAGUGACAAAAUUAGCCCAAAAAUCAAAUAACAAUUUUGUGAUCAAUACGACGAAGCUUCGAACUAGAGGACAUUGAUCGUAGAUCACCAGAAAUCAAAAUCUAGCUUCAAAUCGAUUUGGGGUUUUCGAGUACUUUUCUGGGGUUUAGUUUGAUUGUAUUCUCUCUAUUCGAUCGAAAUCAGAGCGAAAGAGAGGAUUUUUAGUGCAGAAAAGAAAUGGGGUUCCUUGUUACAUCCCUAAUUUUCUUGGUGAUUGGAGUUAUUGCUUCUCUUUGUACCAGAAUUUGCUUCAAUCGUGGUCCUUCUACUAAUCUGUUCCACUUAACUUUGGUUAUUACAGCAACAGUUUGCUGCUGGAUGAUGUGGGCUAUUGUAUAUCUUGCGCAGAUGAAGCCCCUCAUUAACCCUAUACUGAAUGAAGCAGAGUAAAUUGGGGUUGUGGGCAAAAUUAGAAAGUGUGCUUCUCUAGAUACCAAAUGUUACCAUUUUGAGAUUUUCAGAGGAACUGAGAGCGAUGCCACGGCAGCGAUUUCUCAUGUGGAUUUGUAUGUAAUUCUAUUAUUGCAGAGAAUAAAAAUAUUCCUUCUUUUUUGGCUUUGAAUAUCACCUUGUAUUUUUAAGCAGCAAUCUACUUGUUUGAAUUGAUGAAUCUUCUUUGUGGAUGAAAUAAAAUCAGUUGGUGGAACACAACUAUAGGCACUAAAAAAAAUUUGUUGAUGUGCCACGUUAGGUAUUGUUUGGCUCA